Messenger RNA from Rotaria sp. Silwood2, 351 nucleotides. NCBI's taxonomy places the organism in Eukaryota, Metazoa, Rotifera, Eurotatoria, Philodinida, Philodinidae. The record is from the annotation of a GenBank genome assembly.
AUGCUUCAAUCUCGUGGUGUUGCUGAUUUACUUGCAGCUGAAAAAAAAGCUCAAGAACUUAUUGAAGAAGCUCGAAAACGCAAAAACAAACGUAUAAAAGAUGCUCAAAGUGAAGCAAAAACUGAAAUUGAACAAUUUAAAGCAGAACGUGAACGUCAUUAUAAAGCUUUAGAACAACAGCAAUUGGGUAAUCGUACUCAAAUGACUGAACAAUCGAAUAAAGAAACUCAAGCACAAAUAGCUGCAUUAAAAAAUCAAUACGAAUCGAAUAAACAAGAAUUACUACAACGUAUCAUUACACUUGUAUGUGAUAUCAAACCUGAAGCACAUAUUAAUGCUCGUAUUGAAUAA